Messenger RNA from Aplosporella prunicola CBS 121167, 761 nucleotides. RefSeq lists its product as uncharacterized. The record is from RefSeq and is a predicted model, not a curated record. The transcript has a single exon. Lineage: Eukaryota; Fungi; Ascomycota; Dothideomycetes; Botryosphaeriales; Aplosporellaceae. The coding region runs from base 181 to 678 and encodes 165 amino acids.
UCUCUUCGUCUUCCCAAUUCCUUGGAUGUGAUCUUUCUACAUCGUCAUCAUCACCAUCGCCAACAGCGCGCGCGUAAAAACAACCCUCUCCUUUCUCUGUGACACUCCAGCGCGACCAAUUACCCCGCCGAAAGCAAAACCCUACUACCUCUUCGGCCCCCACAACCACGAAGACUAACGAUGGGCUUCUUCACGCCUUCGUCGCGCUCCCCUUACAACAAUGCGCACCGGCCCAGCAGCUGGCACCCAUCGUCCUCCUCGCGGCCCAGUAGCUGGCACUACCCGUCGCACUCGCGGCCUUCGAGCGGCCACUCGACUCCGCGCUCCUACCACUCGUCGUACUACAAGCGCAGCCCCCGCCCCAGCUACAUCCAACAGCUGCUGCGCAAGCUGAAGCAGCUCUUGCGCGAGCUUUACGAGUACGCGCGCCGCCACCCGCUCAAGCUCGCGAUGUCUGUCAUCGUGCCGCUGCUGAGCACGGGCGUGUUCGCGGAAGCGGCGCACCGGUUUGGGCUCAGCUUGCCCGCGGUAGUGAUGAGUGCGCUUGGCGGUCCGCCGGCGGGUGCGAGCAGGGUGCGUGGGGGCGGUGGAUACUACGGGAGUAGGGGGUACGGGAGUGAUGGAGGAGAGGGGCUGGACUUGAAGAGUUUCUUGAGUUUGGUGCGGAUGUUCGCGUAGGGCGAGAGAGGUUUGAUUCCUGAUUUCUCCUCGUGGAUCGCUCGCGCUGCUGCGUCUGUCUGCUCUCCACGACGCCGAAAGAC